AUGGGUGGUCGGGUACGGGCUGAGGAGAAUCCCAGGAAGACCCGGCGGCUAUCCGACUUCGCCAACGAGGAGGAUGGCGGCCAUGGCGUUGGCGAUGGCGAUGGAGAGCAGCACAAGGCGUGCCGGGAGUGCGGGAAGCUGUUCUCGUCGUGGAGAUCUCUGUUCGGGCACAUGCGGAGCCAUGCGUCCGGCGGCAGGUAUCGCGACGACGAGCAUGAUCUGGACGUGGAAGAGGAGGAAUUCGUCCCAGUCCCAGAGGAGGCGGAAGCAGAGGAAACAGAGAUGGUGACGCCGAUAGAGGCGUCUGUGGCGGCGGCGCCGGCGGCUCUGACGGUGCUGUCCGCUCCCCCUAGGCGGAGGCGCCGAACGAUGCGCGUGGCGGCUCCGGCCCCCGCGCCGCCGCUGCCGCCGAUGCUGAGCGGGUUCGAGAAGGAGCCGGAAGACGUCGCGCUCUGCCUCCUGAUGCUCUCGCGCGACACCGGCAUGUGGAGCUCGCCGGCCAAAGAGGAGCCUUUCGAGAGCGCGGAGAAGCAGGCGGGCCUCCAAGAAGCGGCUACGCUUACAAUUCCGACGACGACUUAG
Molecule: messenger RNA, 582 nt
Organism: Miscanthus lutarioriparius
Lineage: Eukaryota; Viridiplantae; Streptophyta; Magnoliopsida; Poales; Poaceae
Source: the annotation of a GenBank genome assembly